Mustela erminea (ermine) is the source of this 2920-nucleotide messenger RNA. It is a transcript of the gene CTBS, whose product is annotated as chitobiase. Gene Ontology annotation, cellular component: extracellular region. NCBI's taxonomy places the organism in Eukaryota, Metazoa, Chordata, Mammalia, Carnivora, Mustelidae. The record is from RefSeq and is a predicted model, not a curated record. Gene Ontology annotation, molecular function: chitinase activity; chitin binding. Gene Ontology annotation, biological process: carbohydrate metabolic process; chitin catabolic process. Bases 944 to 2299 code for a protein of 451 amino acids. The transcript has 13 exons.
UUCUUUCAUUUGUUUUGCUUUGAAGAAUGUCUUAGCCAUUUCCCACAAUCUUGUUUUCAGAUUUAAUUUUGUUUCCAAACUGAUGAAUACAAUGGCCACUGGCCCAAAGACCCCUUCAUAGCAUCAGCAAAGGUGACUGCUUUAAUGACAUUCUAUCACUCUGAUACUGUUAAAUUUGAGCAUACCAGCGGGGAGCUUGGAAACAUUCAUGCCUCUGAAAAUAUGUCAAACACUCACGAGCCCAGGAUGUUACAUGUUGCAAGCGACUAUCAGGAAAACAAUCAAUGUAUGAACUGAAGAGUAGAUAUCCUGAGUGUACUUGGUGGAGGUAACUUCAUACAUGAAGAACCAGGCAGUGAAGAACACGCCACAGCAGCAGAGUCGGAUGAGGGAAGUUGUCCGCAUGCGCUGGGCUGGUAUAGCUCCUCGUGGCCUCCAGUUUCAUUUUGCUGGAAAAGGAUAUUCCACCAUUCUGCCCUGAGUUUUCAUCUGCUGCUUUGGACCUUCCUUCUGGGUUUCAGGCAGAGGCUGUGAUGGCAUUAGGAAGGUUGGCCAGAAUGAUCAUGUAGAAAAGUAGAUCAUGUAGAAAAGUAAUCUCUGGAUGAGAAAGAUGGCAGCCGAGACAAAAGGAGUCUCUUGGAAGAAAUGUGGACUAUUCUGAAACAAAAUAUCUAUGUGAACAACUUUCCAAGAACAAAAAUACAAAGAACCUCUUCACCAGAAUGAGAAUGUUUCUUAGAUAUCAUUGCUGCAAUGAAUCUAUUUGGAGAUGACAAUGUUAUAAGCACCUUGAGAGCAUAAAACUGAAAACAUCAUGCAAGCUUGGCCCACAUAAGCAUGUGUCUCCAAAAAAAAAAAAAAAAAAAGAAAAGAAAUCACAGUGGAAUUCUGGAAUUUAGAUGGAAACCGGAGGUUUAUAAGGAGCUCUCAUCAGAUUUUAACCAUGGCAGUUUUUAAGUCUUUUGUUACCUGCAGAGUUGCUGUUUUACUCUGCUGUCUUGGCCAAAUGCGUUCCUGCAAAAGUGCUUCAUCUUCCAGGAGAUUCAUGGAAAAGGCUUUGACAAGUACAGGUUUCUGGACUUUGCUGGAGCUUCUGCGAGGAAAAAGAUGGACAGGAAAUCCACAGAAAAUUCAAGGCCCAGGCGCUGCCAUGAGGUUUUGGGUUUCACCUGGUCCGCUUGGUCACCGGUGCCUCCUCGCCCGCCCACCACAUGGCAUCCCCGGUAUCGCUGUGCUGCUGCUGUCCCUGCUGCCAUUCUGGGCAGGGGCCCACUGCCCUUGUCAGGACCCAGCAUUGUGCCAACCCAUCACCCAGCACCCUGAUUUCGAGGUGUUUGUUUUUGAUGUUGGAAGUAAAGCUUGGAAAUUUUAUGAUUGGUCCCAGAUUACAACUGUGGUGAAUUUUGGAAAAUAUGACCCAGAACUUAUGUGUUAUGCUCAUUCACAUGGAGCCAGAGUAGUGCUAAAAGGAGAUGUACCCUUAAAGGAUAUCAUCAAUCCUAGUUUCAGAGCAUCCUGGAUAGCUCAAAAAGUUAAGUUGGCCAAAACACAAUACAUGGAUGGAAUUAAUAUAGACAUAGAACAAGAAGCUCAUUGUUUAUCACCUGAAUAUUAUGCAUUAACCAAUUUAGUCAAAGAAACCACAGACUCUUUCCAUCGUGAAAUUAAGGGAUCACAGGUAACCUUUGAUGUAUCUUGGUCUCCAAAGUACAAAGGCAGGUGCUAUAAUUAUGCCGGAAUUGCAGAUGCUUGUGACUUUCUCUUUGUGAUGUCUUAUGAUGAACAAAGUCAGGCCUUGUCAGAAUGUACUGCAGCAGCCAAUGCUCCCUACAAGGAAACAUUAACUGGCUACGAUGACUACAUCAAGAUAGGUAUUAACCCUAAGAAGCUUGUAAUGGGUGUUCCCUGGUAUGGUUAUGAUUAUACCUGUCUAAAUCUACUGGAGGAUCGUGUUUGUACCAUUCCAAAAGUCCCUUCCUGGAGGGAUUCUUGUGGUAUUACUUCAGGACAUCAGGUGCCCUAUAAAGUAAUUAUGAAGCAAGUCAAUAGUUCUGUUUCUGGAAGCCACUGGGAUAAAGAUCAGCAGGCUCCUUAUUUUAAUUACAAAGAUUCUUCUGGCCAUUUUCAUCAAGUGUGGUAUGACGACCCUCAGAGCAUUUCUUUAAAGGCGGCAUACAUACAAAAGCGUGGCUUACGAGGCAUUGGUAUGUGGCACGCAAAUUGUCUUGACUAUUCUGGAGAUGCUGUAGCCAAACAGCAAACUGAAGACAUGUGGAAAGUCUUAAAACCAAAGCUGUGACAGAUAAACAUCUUCUGUCAAACUAUUAAGAUUUAGAAAAAAUGAUCAGUUUAAAUCAGUUUCUUGAAGAGAAUACAAAUGUCAUGUCACAUAUUUUAGUUAUUCUACUUAAAAGCAGAUAAAGAAAUGCUUUGUUUAAAAACAAAGGUAAGAAGUCAACUUACUAUAUUACUCUUUUAUGUUUAACACUAUAAUUAGGAAAAAAUUUUUAGGAUUUUAUUAUGCUAAUUUUAAAAAUACGUGUAAUUGGAAGUGGAAAUUAUUUGCUCAGAAUAAAAUUUUUAAAAACCUAGACUUGGAGAAGCACUUUGCUCUGUACUUUUUGUUCAAUAAAUUUAAAACUUGCAAUUUAGUAUCUUUUAGGUUCAUCAAGCUGAUGCACUUAAACUAAUUUAAUUAAGUCUCCAAAAGGGGGAAAAAGGAUUAAAAUAAGUAAUAUUUUGAAUUAGUAUUUUUCACUGAAACUGUUUUUAUGAAGUUAUAGCAGAAACUUUAUUUACCCUUCUAGUUAUUAUUCCUUCAUUUAUGAACAUCUAUAAUUUAUUUCCUAGCUAGUUUCUAUUGGCAUUUUAUUUUUAAUUUUCUAAGGACAUUGGUUUCUCAAUUAUUUUCUCUGCACAA